Melampsora larici-populina 98AG31 is the source of this 1401-nucleotide messenger RNA. RefSeq lists its product as uncharacterized. The transcript is spliced from 12 exons. Gene Ontology annotation, molecular function: mRNA binding; ATP binding; RNA helicase activity. Gene Ontology annotation, cellular component: catalytic step 2 spliceosome; nucleolus. The coding region runs from base 18 to 1205 and encodes 395 amino acids. The record is from RefSeq and is a predicted model, not a curated record. Lineage: Eukaryota; Fungi; Basidiomycota; Pucciniomycetes; Pucciniales; Melampsoraceae.
CGAUAUCACAGAUAAUAAUGGCACUAAAUCCAAACCAAGACAAGCUCCUGUUUGAAACUUCAGAAGAAGUAGGAGUCGCUCCUACUUUUGAUUCACUCGGUCUAAAGGACGAUCUUCUACGAGGUAUCUAUGCCUAUAACUUUGAAAAACCAUCAGCAAUUCAACAAAGAGCAAUCUUGCCCAUCACCAAAGGACGUGAUGUGAUUGCACAAGCUCAAUCUGGUACAGGAAAAACAGCGACGUUUUCGAUUUCGAUUCUUCAAUCGAUUGAUACUCAAAUUAGAGAAACUCAAGCUUUAGUUUUGAGUCCUACUCGAGAAUUGGCCACUCAGAUUCAGAGUGUGAUUUUGGCUUUGGGUGAUUAUAUGAAUAUUCAAUGUCAUGCUUGUAUUGGUGGAACUUCGAUUGGAGAAGAUAUAAGAAAACUUGAUCAUGGUCAACACGUAGUAUCAGGUACACCAGGAAGAGUGUAUGAUAUGAUCAGACGAAGAAAUUUGAGAACAAGGAAUAUUAAGAUGUUAGUGUUGGAUGAAGCGGAUGAAUUAUUGAACUUAGGUUUCAAAGAUCAAAUCUAUGAUGUUUAUCGUUACUUACCACCUCAAACUCAAGUGGUAGUACUUUCGGCUACAUUACCUUAUGAUGUAUUGGAGAUGACGACCAAGUUUAUGACCGACCCGAUUAGAAUUUUGGUCAAACGUGAUGAAUUGACACUUGAAGGCAUUAAACAGUUCUUUGUGGCAGUUGAAAAGGAAGAAUGGAAGUUUGAUACACUUUGUGAUUUGUAUGAUACCCUUACUAUUACUCAGGCUGUUAUCUUUUGUAACACUCGUAGAAAAGUCGAUUGGUUAACUGAAAAAAUGAGAGAAGCAAACUUUACAGUCUCUUCAAUGCACGGUGAUAUGCCACAAAAAGAAAGAGAUACGAUUAUGGGAGAAUUUAGGAAUGGAACUUCUAGAGUUUUGAUUACUACUGAUGUUUGGGCCAGAGGUAUUGAUGUUCAACAAGUUUCAUUGGUGAUCAAUUAUGAUUUACCUUCUAAUCGUGAGAAUUAUAUUCAUCGAAUUGGUCGAUCUGGUCGAUUUGGUCGUAAAGGUGUGGCUAUCAACUUUGUGACUAAUGAAGAUGUUAGAAUCUUGAGAGAUAUUGAACAAUAUUAUAGUACUCAAAUUGAUGAGAUGCCGGUGAACAUUGGAGAAGUAGUAUAAAAGAAACAUCCUUUUUCUUUACGGUGUUUCAAAUGAUGUGGUGUCGUCUUCAAAAGAAAAGAAAAAAUCUGAGUUCGGUUUUGAUCAUUUAGCUUUUAUGAAAAAAGGGAUUAAAAAAUGAGGAUCAUUUAGCAGAAAAACAAUGUAUUGGUUUCUUUUUGUGGAGGUGUGGAAAUGGAGAUAUUUUCGUUUACUG